Molecule: messenger RNA, 7347 nt
Organism: Morone saxatilis (striped sea-bass)
Lineage: Eukaryota; Metazoa; Chordata; Actinopteri; Moronidae
Gene: ciita
Product: class II, major histocompatibility complex, transactivator
Exons: 23
Biological process (GO): positive regulation of transcription by RNA polymerase II; positive regulation of MHC class I biosynthetic process; inflammatory response
Molecular function (GO): protein binding
Source: RefSeq, a predicted model, not a curated record
UCAUCCGUACUAGUGGCUGUCACACUAGACAUCAAUGUCCGGGGAUCAGACGCCGCCACCAUGGCCCAGUUCGAGGAGGUUCUGGAUGGAGUGCGGCUGGUUCUGACCUGGGCCUCUCCUCCUGAGAUCCAAGCUCUGCUGGAGGGUUUGGUGGAGGAGCGGAUCAUCUCAGAGGCCUACAGCAAGUGCUUGAGUCUGCACCGAGUCACCGCGGGGGUCACACCUGAGCCAGCUCACAGCAAAACGCCAUGUAAACCAGGACCUGAUCUGAUGAAUUCUCUAGGAUCUCCCACCCACGGGCACCUCAUCCAAGGUGAAUUCAGCCAGGACUGCAGACAAUCUGCCACCACCGACCACAACCAGAUCAGAUCGGAGUCUGAUGAACAUAACAGCGCAAGGUCCUGGCCAAAUCCACCAGUGAUCGACGUACACUACCUCAGUAAAGGAGUCUUUUCUACACCGAUAGUAUACGACUACAACUGCAGUCUCAGAUCAGAUGACGAAAUUACAGAACUGCUGAGAAGUGCAGAAUCGAUGCAGAAGCCAGAAUGUGAUAAUGAAAGAAUAAAUGAGGGGAAUUCUGAAAUUGAGAAGGAGUGGUUAGAGCAGGUAGAGGAGGCAGCUAGGAGGAUAGCUGUGCCUCUGUGGCAGCACUGGGACAGAGCAGGGAGGAUGUUGCUGCCGCUGAUUCCUUCUUUGACUACUUGCUGUGCAACAAGUGAAAUCACAGUGACAGACAGUGAAGCACUAUGCCCUGUUCUGAAUAUGGAAGAGGAAACUGAGCUUGCAAUUGUCUUCAGGACUCUAGAUUUGUACGCUGAUAACUUUAACUCUACAGAGGCAAAGAUCAAAGACCCAGACUUUACACUGGACAGUGAAGUAGCCACUGACACACCAAAGGGACCGUAUUCCUCUGCAUACGAGAUUGGAUUGGACACAGAACAUUUCAACAUCUCUGGAGCAGCAAGAAAUGUCUCACCUGUUGAAGUCUGUGUGGCAACAGACACAAACAACAACAUCACAGACAGGCUGGAGGCUGGUGUCGACGCCUGCGGGGUUUUUGACAGAACAACUGACAAAACAGAGGACCUGCUCUGUCUGACAGGAGAUUCACAGUGUGGCUUUCCAGGAUUUAUAGAAAACUUUGCACAUUUAUUUACUUCCUAUACACCAAAAGAUACUCACACCGAGGCACAAGAUAACUCAUUUUACUCAAACAUAGAUUACAACAUGACAUUAAGCGUUCUAGACAAUGUGGAAAAUGUUUUCAGUGCUGCCAAUGGCACAAAAACGUGCAGCACUGUUGACAUAAGAGACAUCUAUGAGAAUAAAGAGGACGAGGGGAGGGCGGAGUCCCACUGGGGAUCCAAAAUGCAGGAAGUGGAUCAGGACCCGUAUAUCUGUUCUGACAUGGGCAGUAUACCAGAUGCCAAGAUGCUGGAAGUGGCUCUGGAACCGUAUGGCACUCUUGACUUGGGAGAUUUGCCAGAUGAUUUAUCUGAAUACUUGAAUUAUAAUGAAGAUAACCUGGGGAAGAUAAUGGACACAGAUCUGCUCUUUGGCGAUUCGUUGUUGAACUGUAUGGAUGAACUCCCCGACUUCAGUGACAUACCCAUGCCAACAGAGCUGCCCAGCCCAGACAGCCAUGAACAGAGGCAGACGGACAAACUAACAGACAAAACAAAUAACAGGAGAAAAAGACCCAGAGCUCCCCGGUCGCAACGGUGCUCUGAUGAGAACACACCAUCUAGGCCGAAAAGGCAAAGAGCUGCAGGUCGACCAAAAACCAAAGAGGCACAGGUUGAGACAACUGUCAACCAAGGCACUGACACAGGAUCACAGCCAGCAGAGAUGGCAGGCCUCUCCACCACUCAACCAAGAAUCCUUCAUUUCCCUCCCUCCAUUCAGUUUAUCACCAUCCCAGACAAUUCAGCAUACCAGGUUGUUCAGACACUGGGGUUCUCUUCUCCGGUUAUUAGUUUUCCCAACACAGCUGCUACACCUACUUACAUAUUUGUUCCUGCUGCCUCACCACCUUGCAAACGCCAAGUGCCACCCCUCUCCCCAGUGGAUAGUGCAGUAGCACCAGUCAGAAUGAGUUCAUCCCCACCAGGAUCUUUGUCAGACACUGCUAGCAAAGCCAUGUCUCCCCCUUGUGUCUCACCCCUCUCCCCCAACCAUGAGCUGUCCACAUGUAAGGAAACACCUGUUCCUCAGUCUCCUACUGUUCUUGAUAUCCCACCGGUUGUAAAGGACUACAUUCAGGAAUACAAAGCCCACAUGAGUCAAACCUGCCAGGAUAUGGAGGCAGGCCUUACCCUCACCUCUCAUUACGUGGAUGUACAAGUGAGCCAGAGAGAGAUCUUUCGCUCUGGAAAAAACACAAACAGAAUGUUGGAUAAGGAGCUAGUCAUCAUGGGACAUACAGAUCGGCAAAAAAGCUUGUUGGGGCAGAGUCAGAUCUUCAAAGGCUCAGAUGGAGACAAACCCAAACGCUACAUAUUGCUACUUGGCAAUGCUGGCAUGGGAAAAACCACACUGAUCAGGAAGCUGUGUCUUGACUGGUCCAAAGACUGCAUCCCACAGUUUGACUUUGUCUUCCUAUUAGACGGCAAAGCACUGACUUUAACAGAGCCGACCUUUAACCUUCAGACCCUCCUAUUAAACCUCUCCUCCUUUUCCCCUCCCUGCAUGGACCCAGAGGCAGUGUACGCUCAAAUCCUUGCUGCUCCUAAGCGUGUGCUCAUCAUUUUUGAUGGGUUUGACGAGUUGCGCGACUAUGAAACUCUACUCCAGGCUCAAGAAAAAGACGUGAUAACGUCAUUGCAGAGAGACAGUAAAGCACAGACAUAUACAGUUAGACAGUUAUACUCUGCCAUUCUUCAGAGAGUUCUCCUUCCAGGUUGCACACUUCUGCUCUCUACCCGACCAAGAGGCACUGCCAGCCAGCUACUAAGGCGGACAGACAGCUUUUUGGAGAUGUGUGGCUUCACCCCCACAGACAUAGAGACAUAUCUGUCCCAGUACUUCACUGAUCCCGACCUCAGAGCAUCUGCUUUGGACAGAUUAAAAAACAGCAACUACAUACAUCUCCUCUGCUGGAACCCUGGACUAUGUCGGUUGGUUUGCUUGGUCUUAGAGCAGUCCAAAGGUUUGGGGGUCCUUCCACGAACUUUAACUGAGCUCUGCCAUCAAGUGGUUCGUCUGAAAAUGGAAGAGGACAGUAAGACCGCACACUCACAGGCUGAACCUGAAACGCAAAUAUCUGUGGAAUCUGUAGAAGAAACUCAGACACAAAUCUCAAGUAGUUGUCAAGGGAAGAGGUGUCACCAAAAUGCUUGGACAAAGUCCAGAGCGCAAGUUCGCACUCGCACUCAAAGAGGAAGGAGGACAAAAAAGAAGGAGAAAGAGGAAGAUAAAGUGGACGGAGAUGAGAUGCAUGUGUGUGGAGGGGAAGUAGAUAGAACAAAGGAGAGAGAGUUGCUGUCCCAGCUGAGUUCUUUGGCCUGGGAGGGGGUCAAAGCAAACUCCUCCAUCGUUCCCACUGGACGGACCAUAUCUCCCAAGCUCAAGGCAUUUGGCCACAGGACAGGACUCUUCUUCUCUUACCAACUAAGGACAAAGCAGGUCGUCUCAAGUGGUGAGAAGAAGGGAGGAGGAGAGAAAGGAGAAAGUGGAAACAAAGGGAGUAUGGACAUUGAAAACGCUGAUGACUACAUCUUGUUGUGGACAAAUCCUUUCCUUCAGAGUUACCUGGCAGGGGUCCAUUUGUCUCUAUCAAGGACUGUAUCAGACCGUACCUUCCUCCAGACCCUUCCUUUCCAGUCAGGCUCAAAGGCACGUCGGCGCCCUCAAAGGGAGGAGCUUGAACUCACUCAACGAUUUGCAGUCGGGCUUCUGUUCUACAACAGGACAGAGCUGCAAAGGCUUCACUCGUACACAGAGACUGCCUUUAGAGAUAUGGUGGUCAGCAAGCAGGCUUUAGUAACAAAACACCUUGAAGGUCUUUCUCAUGGUGACCUGAGCCCCGCUCAGAUCCUGGAGGCGUGUCACUAUGUUUAUGAGGCAAGUUCCAUGCAUGGUGAUGGUAGCAGAGACAGUGGCAGCACAAGAUUAGUUGCUCACCUGGCAGCAAAUCUUCCAGAGGUCCUGACAUUUCAUGGAGUCCCACUCAACCCAGCGGACGUGUUUGCUGUGCAGAAAGUUCUCGAAAGGGGUGGAACCAAAGGUAGAACUUUUUGUCUGGAUCUGGAGGAUUCUGGGAUACAGAUCUCUGGACUCAGAGCUCUGGUGGGGCUCAGCAACAUCAGCACAUACAGGGCAUGCAUUGCUGAUGCCAUCUCCUUAUGGGAGCAGCUGGAGCAGAGUGGUGAGGAAGGGCUCCAACAAGGGGCCGUGUCCAAAUUCAAGAUCCACCCCCUGAAAGCCACACAACUGUGUCACAUAGAGCACCUGGCCAAGCUGGUGAACAUACAUAUGCACAAGAGGCUGUCGGACAGCUCCAGUCAAUCUGAUUCAAUCUUGGCAGAGGGAGUACCAGCUGUUAAAGAGCUACACAAGCUGGAGUUUGAGCUUGGUCCAGAGAAUGGUCCCCUGGCUCUUCCCAAGCUGUGGGAGCUCCUGCCAGGUCUACAUAACCUGCAGCACUUAGAUCUUGAGAACAGUAAGAUAGGGGACAAAGGAGCUGAGAAAUUGGCUGAUGCUUUAGUCUCACUCUGUUUCUUGGAGGUACUCAAUCUGUCACAGAAUUGUAUAGGAGACCAGGGGGUGAAGAAACUGGCAGCCACACUGAGGGAGCUGCCCAAACUGCACUGUUUAAGUCUUUACAGUAAUGUGAUUUCUGAUGAAGGGGCAGAGAGUUUAGCAGCUGUCCUGCCACACAUGGCUUCCCUCGCCAACCUGGAUGUGAAGUAUAACAAGCUAACAGAUGUCGGAGCACAAAGCCUAGGAGUCAGUCUGAGGAACUGUAAAAAAAUGAAGACUCUGAGGAUGUGGAACCAGUGUAUUCCAUACGGAGUGUUUGAGAGACUUCAGCAGCAGGACAACCGGAUCCUUUGCCAUUAGAAUAAUAGAAACUUCUUAACUACUAAGUCACAAGUUUUUUAUCAUGCAUGUCGUGCAUACAUGUUUACACUACACCAUACAUUUUCUAAAGCAUGUAUUUUUGAGGAACAGUAACCAAAGAGUGAGUGAGUGAGUGAGUGAGUGAGAGUGCACACAAAUAAAACACACUGGAAACAUUUUUGCUGCUUUAUUCAUCACUUCACCUUACCAGAGAUUCCAGUCAGUUCAGGGAAAUAAUUAACCCUUCAGCACCACACAGUACUGGAUCUGUGUAUGGGUGUGUUAAAGUUGGUUCAAAUUCAAGAAGCACAUUUGCACUAUGGUAUUUUUGAUAAUGGCUAGUUUGUAUGUUGUGCCAUUGUAAUUAUUUUUUCUAAUGUGUUUUGUUGUAUGCUCUCCUUCUGUGGCUGUACAUUAUAGAUUGCUUAACAAUUACCUGGCACUUUAAUGUAAAUAAAAGGCUUCAUGUUGUCAUCAGCUACAUAUUUGUUUCUCUCUUCUUUGUCAUUUCACAAUGUGUUUACUGAAUUCAAUGGUUUAUUAACAACUUCAUUUUACUUCCUUCCCAACAGGUUUCUGUUCUCUUUUUUUGAUCCAAAGCCGACCUUUAACAAUGUCAUGCUGUAACUCUGGAGCGUUUUACUUACUUUAAGCCAUUACUCACUGUGUAGAGUGAGGACAGUGUUUUGGGGGUUUUACUAAAAGUCAAGCUUGAACAUCGGAAAAUCACCAACAGACCUCCAAACCACCACCCACAUCUUCCAUUUGUUUAUUUUAAGUGAAUGAAUGAAACAAAAUGGUAAUUCAGUCUGAUUGUCAGACUAAUCUGAGACAUUUGCUUUCAAAAUUAUGCGGCUCUUCAACAAUUUCAUUUCAUAAUUGCGUUCUGUGAAGUACGUAAUAGAUGUACUUCACUUGUUUAUAUGAAAGUGAUGGAAUUAAAAUGACAGCACUAAUUUAAUAAAUAAAACAAUAUUGUUUGGUUAAUUUGUAAAAAAGACCAAGCAGUAUUUGAAUCUCUAUAAAUAAAAGGGAAACUAUAUGAUUCAAAUGAUUUUUUCCCCCCGUGUUUUACUGUAUGUGAAAUAGUAUCAUGCCAUGGUAACAUCUUGGCAUACUGGCGGCAUCACAACAAUCUCAAAUAUCACUGGUUUCACAGAUUUGAACCCUCAGUCCGAAACAGCAGGCUGCUCUGUGUACGGUAGUGUCAGCUGUCAAUCACAGACAUUUUCCUGAGUAUAUUCCUGGAAAAUGCUGCAGAUUCUAAAUCAAUCUGAAGCCCAGUAGGCCACUGUCUGACCUGCUCAGGAUCUUCUAUAUCAAGCACCAGUUGCAUCAGAGCGUUCCAACCAUCUGCUGUCGUUGUCUUUUUGUCCGAUGAUGCUCUCUUGUGGACAAAAUGUAAAGUGACACCAAAAGAGCACGUGGCAACAAGUAAACAAAGUCCACUUUAAAAGAACAACUUUCCUGAUGGCCCCCAUUCAUCCACAAACGUAUAAAUGACAGCUGAAGUAAGUGACAGAACACUGGCAUUCGCUCAAAGUUUAUUAAAUACACAUUGGAAAAUAAAACUCUGUUACCAUCCAUAGCUUAUUAUAGCAUGUGCACGUCUGCAAAGAAGUACAUGUGGAGGGAUGACACAAGCGCUGGGUAAAGGCUGUAUGCUGAUGACGACGUCCCAGUCCCCCCACAGGUUUCCACUAAACUAAGAUGCCGUGAGGAGAGUUGAUCAGAACCUGACCAGCACAGUGUGGUAUCAUGCCGGGGAAAUGGCACAAAGUUUUAAACCUGCAGCUAACACCGGUGAUUUAUUAAAACAGUUUCUGUACAAAACAAAAGGACCCAUCCUAUCAGACUGCUUUAUUUGCCGCUCAUAUUUAGAAUAUGGGGAUAUACGAGUUACCCAACUUGUCAUACUGACAUUGAGUUCAGUUAAAAAUCAGAUACCAGCCUGUUAAUGUCGUCUACCUCCAGCAUGAUGUAGUUCAAUUACAUACUAUCUUGAAUAUUUAUUAACUGUUCAUCUACAGUAAACCCUUACCAUGUAUUGAUUAUGACUUUCUGAUCAAAUUCAACACAAAUAUAUUUUACUAUAUUCCAUUAAUAUAGAUGCAUCCUGAGCUUUAGUUUCACGUGAUCUCAACGCUGUUUCAGGUAGAGUUUUAUACAGCCAAAAACAGAUUGUUUUUUUCUUUAAUGGACACGUUGAUUAAUGCAAACAAUCAAAUCAAAAAUGUUCUCACAAACCAUUGCUCGCUCCACAGCCGUAAUCCAAAAAAAGAA